This is a messenger RNA of Sphenostylis stenocarpa, 2172 nucleotides long. The record is from the annotation of a GenBank genome assembly. NCBI's taxonomy places the organism in Eukaryota, Viridiplantae, Streptophyta, Magnoliopsida, Fabales, Fabaceae.
AUGAUAAAAACUAUCAUUGAAGCGGAGUCUGGGCAUGCCUGUGAGGAUUUGAAUCUAGAGCCAAUACAAAGAAGACUUCAAAAUUUGCUUCAAAGUAAACGAUAUUUGCUUGUUUUGGAUGAUGUAUGGGAUGAUGAGCAAGAAAACUGGUGGAGGUUGAAAUCUGUACUGGCUUGUGGGGCGAAAGGUGCUUCCAUUUUGGUGACUACUCGUCUUUCAAAGGUUGCGGAAAUCAUGGGAUCAGUACCUCCUCAUGAAUUAUCAAUGUUAUCCAACAAUGAUUUUUGGGAAUUGUUUAGAGACCGAGCCUUUGCACUAGAUGAGGCUGAGCAGGUGGAGCUUGAGGUCAUAGGGAAGGAGAUAGUAAAGAAGUGUGGUGGAGUACCUCUUGCAGCCAAGGUAUUGGGAGGUCUUUUACGCUUCAAAAGAGAGGAAAAAGAGUGGCUCUACAUAAAGGAAAGCAACUUGUGGAGUCUACCUCAGAGUGAAAACUCUGUAAUACCUGCCCUGAGAUUAAGUUACUUGAACUCACCACUUAAACUCAGACAAUGUUUUGCUUAUUGUGCAAUAUUUCCCAAAGAUAAAAGAAUAGAGAAGCUAUAUGUAAUUGAACUUUGGAUGGCUAAUGGAUUCAUUUCAUCUAAUGAAAUAUUAGAUGCUGAAGAUGCGGGUGAUGGAGUGUGGAUAGAGGGUUCCAUUUGGCAGAAUUGGGCAUUGAAGCUUAAAGGAAAUCUUAAAAUAAAGCAUAUGGGGAAAGUGAAAAGUGUAAAGCAUGUCAAAGAAGCCAAUAUGUCAAAUAAGAAACUAAAUAAUUUGUGGUUGUCGUGGGACAGUAAUGAAGAGCCUGAAUCACAAAAAAAUAAUGAGCACAUUCUUGGAGUGCUUCAGCCUGAUACGCAACAUCUUCAGUCUUUGACUGUGGAAGGAUAUCAAGGUGUCUAUUUCCCACAAUGGAUGUCUAGUUCUUCUCUCAAAUAUUUAACUUUCUUAAAGCUGCAGAACUGCAGAAACUGUUUACAACUUCCACCUUUGGGGCAACUUCCUUCUCAGACAAGUCUAUCUAUAUCUAGCAUGAUUCAUGUAAAAUACUUACAUGAGGAGAGCUAUGAUGGUGCAGCUUUCAGGGCUGUAAAGGAUCUUACACUUUGGAUGCUGCCAAACAUAAUAGGGUUACCAAGGGAGGAGGAUGGGAAAAACAUGUCACCAUGCCUUUCAAAACUUGAAAUUAUAGAAUGUCCUAAAUUGUUGGGUUUGCCUAGUCAUCCAUCUAUCAUUAAUCUAAUUAUAUAUGGGGAAUGCAACCAAGAUUUACUAAGUUCAAUUCAUAAACUCAGUAGUCUUAAAUUCCUGUGGUUUAAUAAUAAUGAAGAGUUAAGUUGGUUUCCAGAUGGGAUGCUACAAAACCUUUCUUCUCUUGAGGGACUAAUUUUAAGUGGGCUCUCCAAACUUGAGGUACUCCCAACUGAAACUAUUAACCUUAGUUCUAUCCAAUAUCUGUCUAUCCCGGACUGCAACAGCCUCGAGUUAUCGUUGCAUGGGUUGCAUCCUCUCAAGAGAUUAAAAAUUUUGGGGUGUCCUAAGUUCAAUGCGUCGGCAGGUUUUCAAUGCCUCGAGACUUUGUUAAUUGACGGAUGCAGAGAGGUGGAAGGUUUGCAUGAGGCUUUACAAUAUAUGUCUGCUCUCAAGAAGUUAACCUUAAUGGAUCUUCCAAACCUAGAAUCCUUGCCUGAUUGCUUUGGACACCUUCCCUUGCUUCACCAAUUGACUAUUGUCAACUGUCCCAAGUUAACCAGCCUUCCAGCAAGCCUAAGCCUGAGCAAUCUGAAACUAUUGCGUAUUUGUCGUUGUUCUGAGUUAGAGAAACGAUGUGAGAAGGAAACGGGAGAGGACAGGCCAAAAAUAGCUCACAUUCCUGAUAUUAAACAUUUUGAUGACAUCAUAUUAGUGGUGUUUGAAUUGUCCGAUGUCGUUAAGAAAGGAAACAGAUUUGUUGUUGUGACUAUUCCACUAUGCAAAAUUCUUAUUCUGUUGUGCUGCACUACUUUUACUUCUCCUGAAGCUGGAAAUUAUAUUCUUUUUGUGAUCAGUAUUCUUGGACUUGGAGAUCAAACUUUAGAUGAUUCGUGCAGGUGGUGUUGUUUGAAGAUUUUGGUUUGUCUUCCUUUCAGUUAA